AUGAGAGCAACACAGAGUAGGCAGAAGUCGUACGUUGAUCGGAGAAGGAGACCGCUUGAGUUCAAUGAAGGUGAUCAUGUGUUUCUACGUGUGAUAUCGAUGGCAGGUGUGGGUAGGGCUAUCAAGGCUAGGAAGUUGUCUCUUAAGGUUCUUGGUCCUUAUGAUAUUCUUAGGCGGAUUGGGCUCGUAGCGUAUGAGAUAGCGUUACCACCGCAGUUGGCAAACCUGCAUAACGUGUUUCACGUGUCUCAACUGAGGAAAUACAUUCCAGAUCAUACACAUGUACUAAAGGUUGAUGAUAUACAAGUGGAUGAAGAUCUUACAAUCAAAGCUGGGCCAAUCAGAGUGUUGGAGGUGCAGACGAAAAAUUUGAGGGGAAAGGAAAUACGCACGGUGAAGGUGUUGUGGAACGAGGAAACCCAAGAGAUGACUUGGGAGCUUGAAGAGUUUAUGAGAAAUGAAUACCCAUUUCUGUUUGCGUAG
Messenger RNA from Vigna umbellata (rice bean), 483 nucleotides. RefSeq lists its product as uncharacterized. Lineage: Eukaryota; Viridiplantae; Streptophyta; Magnoliopsida; Fabales; Fabaceae. The record is from RefSeq and is a predicted model, not a curated record.